Messenger RNA from Dracunculus medinensis (Guinea worm), 2124 nucleotides. Lineage: Eukaryota; Metazoa; Nematoda; Chromadorea; Rhabditida; Dracunculidae. The record is from the annotation of a GenBank genome assembly.
AUGGCUGCCGUUACAAAGUAUAGUAGCGUUUAUUCAAAUGGAGACAGUGGUUACCAUAGUGGAUCACCAGUGAAACGAGAAAUUGACAUGGAUGACGAUGAUAUGCCUCUUACACAAAAAGUACGAAUGGUUCAACCUGAGGUAUCAGGAAAGAGAUCAUUUGAAGCGGCUUUGGAUGCUUCAUCAUCGAAUCGAGUUAAAAAUCAUUCUGGAAACUUGGUGACACAUCUUAAAAAGGAAAUAAAAGCGGAAGUGCAUAGCGAUGAUGAUCUUCCGCUGAGUAGUCGCAUUAAAGAUUCCUCUUCAAAAAAGCGAAAAAUAAAGGAAUCAGACGAUGAAUAUUCUGAACUGAAAAAGAAGCGGAAAAUGGAAAAUACAAAAGAAAAGAAUUCAUCGAAAAAAUCUGAAAAUAAGGAUGUGAAGAAGGAAACUGUAUCAUCGCCAUCCAAAAAAAAGAAAAAAGUUGAAGAAGAAGAAGAAAUUUGGAAAUGGUGGGAAGAAGAUUCAAAGCCAGAUGGUGUGAAAUGGCGAACGUUGGUGCAUAAAGGUCCAGUUUUUGCACCCGAUUAUGUUCCAUUGCCGCAAACUGUACAUUUCAAAUACAGUGGAGAAACGGAAGAAGUGGCAUCGUUUUAUGCAAAAAUGUUGACUCACGAAUAUACUACUAAAGAAAUUUUUAAUGAAAAUUUUUUCAAAGAUUGGCGAAAGGUAAUGACAGCAAUAGAAAGAGAAAAAAUUAAAGAGCUUGCAAAAUGCGACUUUAGAGAAAUGUCUGCUUAUUAUCAGCAACUUACGGAAGAAAAAAAAGCGAUGACUAAAGAAGAGAAAUUGAAAAUUAAAGAGGCAAAAGAAGCGGAGGCUAAGGAAUAUGGAUUCGCUGUCAUUGAUGGUCAUCGUCAGAAGAUAGGCAAUUUUCGCAUUGAACCACCAGGUCUUUUUCGAGGUCGUGGUGGUCAUCCAAAAAUGGGUUGUCUUAAAAGACGUGUACAACCUGAAGAUGUUAUUAUCAAUUGUUCCAAAGGAUCUGAGAUUCCUAUUCCGCCUGCAGGACACAAAUGGAAAGAAGUACGGCAUGAUAAUACUGUCACAUGGUUAUGCGCAUGGACCGAAAAUGUUCUCGGUCAAAUUAAAUACAUAAUGUUGAAUCCUUCAUCUAAAAUAAAAGGUGAAAAGGAUUAUGAAAAAUUCGAAACUGCAAGGCGUCUUAAAUCUCGCAUCGACGACAUACGUGAAGUUUACACAACUGAUUUCAAAAGCAAAGAAAUGCGUAUUCGUCAACGUGCUGUGGCUCUUUAUUUUAUUGAUAAGUUAGCCCUUCGAGCUGGUAAUGAGAAGGAUAUUGAUGAAGCUGCCGAUACUGUAGGUUGUUGUUCUCUUCGUUGUGAACAUAUAAAAUUGCAUCCAAAACUUGAUGAGAAAGAGUAUGUAGUCGAAUUUGAUUUUUUGGGCAAAGAUAGUAUACGAUAUUAUAACAAAGUACAGGUGGAGAAACGUGUUUUUAAUAAUUUAAAGUUAUUCAUGGAAAAUAAAGAUCCUGGUGAUGAUCUUUUUGAUCGAUUGGAUACUACAAGUCUUAACCAACAUUUGCAAAGUCUUAUGCCGGGAUUAACUGUUAAAGUCUUCCGUACCUAUAAUGCCUCAAUUACGCUUCAGCAACAAUUGGAGAAAUUAACUAAAGAAGAUUCGAGCGUACAAGAGUAUUUACUUUCGUACAACCGAGCAAACCGUCAGGUUGCAAUUUUGUGUAAUCAUCAGCGAGCGGUGCCAAAAAGCCAUGAAAAAAGUAUGGAGAAUUUAGCUGGCAAGAUAAAAGCGAAAAAAGCUGAAGUAAAGGAAGCCAAGGCGAGUUUGCAAGAAGCAAAAGGUGAAACUGCCAUUAACCGAGCGAAAAAACGGUUGGAGAGGGUUAAAGAACAGUUGAAGCGGUUGAAAAUUCAGAGAACGGACAAAGAUGAAAAUAAGCAGAUUGCUCUGGGAACAUCUAAAUUAAAUUAUUUGGAUCCUCGAAUUUCGGUAGCAUGGUGUAAGAAAAAUAAUGUGCCGGUAGAAAAAAUAUUCAAUAAAACACAACGUGAGAAGUUUCGUUGGGCGAUUGAUAUGGCUGAUGAAAAUUUUAUUUUUUAA